Darwinula stevensoni is the source of this 3308-nucleotide messenger RNA. Lineage: Eukaryota; Metazoa; Arthropoda; Ostracoda; Podocopida; Darwinulidae. The record is from the annotation of a GenBank genome assembly.
CGCAUCAUUGAUGCGCAGUCGAGUGACUGAUCCAUUCCAGCCACAGUUCCCAUGAAUGAAUCACGAUGCUUGGUGUUUUACUCCGAAAUGCAUCGAUUGUGAGCUGACAGCAUGGGGGAACCGGACCCGAAAGUGAUUAAGAGGACCCAGGAAUCACUGGGGAAGUUCGUGAAAAAACCCCCUCUCACAGAAAAGUUGUUGAAGAAACCACCGUUCCGGUUCUUGCACGAUGUUAUUCACGCCGUUAUUAGGGAGACGGGAUUCCUCGAUGGGCUCUUCACAGAGCAUGAGCUGGACUCUAACAAUGUUAAAGACAAGGACAGCAAGGUGGCCUUCCUGGAGAAGGUUAUUAACGCCGUCCUGAUGGUGACUGGUGAGCCUUUGGCUGUGAAACCCUCAAAAGUUGUGGCUGGUCAUGAGCCUGAGAAGACAAACGAGUUCCUGCAGGCUAUUGCCAAGGCACUUAACAACAAUAUGGAUAGCACCACUGCUGUUCAACGUGUGCUUGCUGGUGAAAAGCCUCCAAAAGUUGGCCAUAAGAAAGCAACUGGAGAGAAGAAAAAGGCAGAAGAGAAGAAGUCAGAGGAUGGAAUCAAGAAGGCACCUGCCAAGGAGGAAAAAGGGAAAAGAGGAACAGAUACAGGAAAAGGGAAAGGAACUUCAGUCACAGAGAAAAAGCGAACCACAACUCGUAGCAAAGAGAAUGCUCAGUCCUCAAGAGUGGAAGGAAAGGAUGCCCGACCAAGGGCAAGUGUGGGUGGGAGAGGGAAACGGUCUCCGCUCAAAGAGGCAAGCCAGGAUCGACCUGUGCCUGUCCUCAUUGGGAAUUUAGAAGACCACAUGGCAGAGGGAGUGCACACUUUGCAAAAUGGAGAAGAAGAUGGCUUUGCAUUUCAGGGUGCUGCUGCUGAGCAAGAUUUCCUGCAUGGUUCUAUGCCUGAGUCACAUGCAGUUGAGAAUGGUGUGAACAUUGAACACGAGGCACUGGAGCCUCAACCGCCCCUUGAGAUGCAGAACAGCCCUGAGACUAUGAAACCAAAUUAUGGGUUCUUUGAUGAGAGUGAGACAUCCACUGUCUUAGUUCUGCCUAGCUUGGACACAUCCUUGCAUGAUAUUGUGCGCUAUCCAAUGGACAUAGUCACCAAUACUGUUAUUAACACUCUGAUCGGGAACACAGGAGAGCCUGAUCUCGAACACGAAGUUACAAUGAAGGAAAGCGAGCCAGAAAAUGCAGGACCAUCUCCAAUGAACCAGGAACCAAGGCCCUCCACUUCUCGUGAACCCAUUGAUGAUGGUUUCUUUGGUGGUCGCAGUUCAAGGCUCGAUUCUCAUCUUGACCUACAUGCUGAUCAAGGGAUGUCCCUGGAUAUCGGUCGAAGCUCUCCUGUCAUGGACAGUGGGAUUGCAAGCAAGAGCUCCUCAGCUGAAUCCAUGGGAUAUGGGAUGGAACGGGAGCAGGGCUUGUCCCCACCGGGUCAGUAUUCCCCCGCUGCAUCUCCUCGACCUGGAACUUCAGCUGCAAGUGGAUCCCCACUUCCAACUGCUGCAGCAUUACCGGAGCAUUCUUUUGCCAGGCCUACUACUGGCAUGAGUCGACCAGUGACAGGGAAAGGGAGACCAAUGACAAGUGGAGGGCGUCGAACAGCACGCCCUCCUAGUGCCAGGCCAGCCCCACCCCGUAUCAGAGAAAAGAGUGCUAUAUCCCGCAGUGGAGACGAAGAAAACAUAGGUGGAGAAAUCCACCGUCCCCAGACUGGGAAAGUGGCUAAUGUCAUCCUGGACACCAACAAGAGUGGAGCCAGUGCAAUGGAUGACGAUGAUGAUGCUUUUGUUGUUCAGGAGACUCCAGCCCCUGAUGAUCUUCUGGAGAGGACCCAGGAGUUGGAAGGUAUAGAAGAUGGGCAGCAUGGUGUCCUAGUCUCUGAGAUACUUCAUGCCAAGAGUGAACUUGAAGCACCCACUAAUGACAAAGCCCACAUUGAAAUUGAGCGUGAUGAAUAUAGUGACACAAAUCGCCGUCGGGAACGAGAGAUGGUGAUGAAAGAAGUGACUGGUCUGAGGGCAUCCAUUCAAAACCUCACACGUCAAGCAAAUCCCCUUGGGAAACUAAUGGAUUUCAUCCAAGAGGAUCUAGACUCAAUGACACGGGAACUCAAGCAAUGGACAGAUGAAUACCAGCGACUCUCAUUGGAUCUUAACCGAGAGCAAGCGACAACAGAGGGGUCACUGGAGCCAUUGAGAGGAUUUCUGGCAGAAUUGGAGCAGGGAAUUGAGGAUCAGUUGGACAAGAUUGGAGCUGUGAAGUCCAAGAUCCUCCGAAAUGAGGAGCGUAUACAUAAGAUGCUCCAAGGCAUUAGUUCCACCAAGUGACCUCCCUCUUUUUCAAUUCUGCUCACUCUCCGAGUAUUAUCUAUUCUCUCUUGCUGUUAUUCGGCCUGGUGACAAUAACUGUCGAUGUUGUUGUGUUGAACCUACUGUAGAUAUUGUUGUUGGAUGCAGAGAGAUUCAGACUGCACCAAAGGGAGUCAUGAGUUACUUUUUUUCUCCACAUAAAUUUGCUCUAUUAGGUAACUCUUCUGUAUUCACUCUCUCAAUCUCUUUGUUGAGCCAUUUUGUAGACUUUUUCAGUACUGUUAAAUUGAUUUUUGUUGGAUAUUUUUAUUGUUGAUCUGGCUUCUUGAAGCUUUGCUUUCUCACAGAACUAGUCAUCUCAAUUGAUGUGAUUCAUCUGUUGUGAUUAUUAAAUUAUUUUUUUUAGUUGUAUCAUGUGCCCUCAAGUUGAUGUGCAAGACUGCAGUUCUCUGCAUCAUGAUGUUAGAGCCAGUGAAUCUAGUGACCCACAAGGAUCUCACCGAAUGAAAAGAGAGUACCUGACAUGAUAAAGAAAAUUUCUAAUUGUGGAACAUAUUUUACACUUCUUGCUGUAAAUACAUAAAAUUUUCUCUAAAAAAAAGGAAUUGUAUGGAACUGAUGAGCCAAUCUUGGCCUAAGAAUUUUGAACGUGAUGCCCUAGGUAUUCAAUUCAUCAAUGGCAUUGAAUUGCUGACAUACAAAUAGUGCUUUUUUUUUGCUGGUGGAUUUUCUCAAAUUUUUAACCUAUAGGAAACAAUUCAUGUAUAUCAAUCUAGUCUGUGAAAUGCUCUGGAAGGUGAUCUUUCCAUGCACCAAAUCCAUUCCGUCCUUGGUGUGAUACACCCCUGAAUCCUGUACAGUGUGACUGGAUGAUGAUGAAUCCAGUGCAGACCAGUAUUUUUUCCUGUCUUGGUUUACACCAUCCCUUGCAAUAAAGUUGGGGUUCAAUUAAAUCA